Messenger RNA from Drosophila persimilis, 855 nucleotides. RefSeq names its product cilia- and flagella-associated protein 299. The transcript has 2 exons. NCBI's taxonomy places the organism in Eukaryota, Metazoa, Arthropoda, Insecta, Diptera, Drosophilidae. The record is from RefSeq and is a predicted model, not a curated record. The coding region runs from base 72 to 773 and encodes 233 amino acids.
AACUAAAAAGGGAAAUAUAUUUUCAAACAGACACAGAUACAUUUUUGAGCGGUCGUUAGGUGGUGAGAGCGAUGACGGACUUCAACGUGGUCAAGUACCACAAUUACGAGGAUUAUCUGAGGUCGUUUGCCAUCGUCCAGGACUAUCGCUAUCUGCCGUGUCAUAGAACAGUGCGAACCGUGACGAAACUCGGAUACCGCGACAAUGGUAAUGUCUAUAAUGAGGAACAGUUUCUAAUGGCCAAGAAACAAGUGGAAGCUCUGCUGCAUCCGUCAGUAGUCUUGCAUGCUUAUUACAGCCCUUAUUUGAAGGGAGAUGAUGCUGCUCUCGUGGCGCUGGCCGAACGUGAGGCUUCUAACGUGCAGCAGGAGAUCUCGACCAUAAUUUUCCUGGAGGUACACCAGAAGAGCGGCUUCGCCAUAUCCGGCUAUAUAGACUUUGAGUCAAGUCUGCGGAACUUCAGACUCGACGGACCCAAUGCCGUCAACUGGCCGGCCAUCUUCCAGGAGAGGAAGCUACUGCGUCCCCAGCCCUCCGACGUGGUAUUCUAUGACUGGCGCAGCCGAAAGAUCUUCGCAAACGACAAUGACAACUACACAACUGUGGCCCAUGCAGAGCACGGCCUCCUCUUCAUUCACAAAGGCGAUCACAAGCUCAUUCCGGUAACAAACCGGAGAACCCCCUUUAAUAGCAAUGUCAAACGCACCAUGAUUAAGUCCAACCUGUACGGGUUCAUGAUAUUGUACGAUCACACUGUCCGAAAGAAAACAUAGGCAACCUGGGCCCACUUCAAAUAUUGCACAUUCAAACUACAUAUUCUAAAAAAUUUACGUUAAACGCUGCGAAGAGAAAGCA